Messenger RNA from Anthonomus grandis grandis, 1004 nucleotides. Its product is annotated as oxysterol-binding protein-related protein 11. The transcript is spliced from 5 exons. The record is from RefSeq and is a predicted model, not a curated record. The coding region runs from base 162 to 860 and encodes 232 amino acids. Lineage: Eukaryota; Metazoa; Arthropoda; Insecta; Coleoptera; Curculionidae.
AGUUCUCAAUUCCAAAGAAAAAGGUCCCACCAAUCAAAACUAAAAUCUCUAUCUGAUUAUUUUCCCCAUAUCGUUAUCAAUUUUAAACGUUCAUUGUAUCUUUAAUUUUUAUUGUAUCGUCGACUUGAUGUUUGGCUAGGCGACAGAAAAGUGACGUUUAAAUGACUCACAAUAAGAACAUUGAGUCCGUAAUGGAUCUGCAUACCAAGCAGAGACAAUUUUCUGGGCAGCUAUACAAGUACACAAACGUAGUGAAGGGCUGGCAACAUAGAUUCUUCUUGGUGGAUGCAAAUGCAGGGCUUUUACAUUAUUAUUUGUGUGAGGGGGAUAAGCCCGAAGGAACUGUACCUCGAGCCUCUCUACAUCUUGCUGGCGCUGUUAUUUGUCCAAGUGAGGAGGAUUCUCGGACUUUCACAGUCAAUUGCGCUUCAGGAGACAUGCUGAAAUUAAGGGCUGUAGAUGCAAAAGCUAGACAGGAAUGGGUAAAUGGCUUAAGGGCUGUGGCUGAGUCUCAUACUAAGGCAAUAUCAGCCCACAGCCCCCCGUUACCCCCAAAAGAGCAUCUCGCAGUCCUAGACGCCCUGGGCAGUGUCCGCUCCCAACUCACCCAAACCGAACAGGCGGACAGCGCCCUCUGUCGAUCAAUCGAGUCAGCCGGAAGUAAAUUUUUCGUAGAUCCGAAUCUGCUGCUGUUGAAGGCCACCUCGGCGGCGAGCCUUCACUGUUUGACGCAAUGCUUGAACAUCUUACAGAGGAACCAACACGCCCAACAGAGCAGGACUGGGAAGAAUAAGUUGAUGAAGUUAUCCCAUAUAUCUCUAGUGCGAAAAUUAAGUGGAAAGAAAUGGAAUACGCUGUGAAACGGUUGAAUUUCAAAUAUUAGUUUUUAGCUCAUUUACUAAGACUUUAUUUUUUUAUUGUUGUAUAUAUAGUUUAAUUUUUUUGUAUAUGUAUAGUUCAAAAUUGUGGCUAUUAAUGUAAUAUAUUUAAUAAUUGGUCUAUAA